AGCGAUGCGUCUUUUUGGUCGUUAUUCGAUGUGUUUGUGUUCUAAAUGUCAUUUGUGCAGGAAACUUGAGAUCGCAUCAUGGACCCGCUUCCAUUCCGAAUAUUUUUUCUUUUUACUGCAGCCAAUCUUUGGUUCGAAGUGGCAUUGGCAAAGGAAUAUUGCGGAUCUGUGGAAGGAAAAGAAUACUUCUGUGAUGAAGGCCAAUGCUGUGGAGAUUAUGACUGCUGUACCUACUUCAAGUACUACAAGACGUGGUGGUUCUGGUUGGUUUGGGCUGUUAUAAGUUUAUUGGGGUGCUGCUGUGCAUAUCACCGCAGACGUUAUUACGGAUGGCAUGGACACAUCAGGAAUUUUGUUUACCCAUUGGCUCCAGCCAGAACAGAAAAUCAACCACUGACUCCCUAUGACGAAUUUUUUUCUGAUCCCAACUACAAACUGCCAUCUUACGCUGAAGUAGAAGCCAUGGGUAGUCUGGGACCUCCAUCUGAUGGGGAAGGUGCCCCUCCCCCUUAUGUGGACCCACUUGCAAAUGAGGAUUUGGAAGAUGAUGCUGACAACAUUGAAAAUGGUGAAAUAUUUUUGGAAAGUAGGGUGGAUGAUGAGAGUUCCAGGCCCCUUAUCCCCCCUGACACAGAAGUGCAGACAUCAGAGAACUCAUAAUAAUUAUUCUCCUAAAUUUCUUUUCUCAGCUGAGGGAAAAAAUAUGUGUUCACAAAAAUGUGAUUGCACGGGCCAUUUUUUCACACAAAUCUUCAAGCUGGCUCAGAUGCUGAGUUGACAAGUUAUGAAUACUUGUUGUAUAGGUUUUCAUAAUACAUAUAAAUUGAAACAUAUUCUCACAUUGCUAUCAAACAUGAGCAUCUGAAAUAUGAAGGAAACAUUAUUUUAAACUGUGUUCAGUAAGACUUAUCAAAAGGAGAUCAGGGCAUAUUAGCAAACCAAACCACAAAUUACUUGUGCUCCUUUGUCCAGAUUUCUCAGGUGGUAUUAUCUUGUUUUUAUAAAAAAAAAUCACAUUCCAGACAAAUUUCUAGUGUUCACAAAGAGUGGAAUCAAGAAUGUAGUAAGGACUGAACCUGGCAGGUGACAUGCUUUCCCUACCAAUGAGAUAAAUAAUUCAUAGAUCCCUCUACCUGGAUGAAUCUCUUGGUUUAACCCUAUAGGUCUCAUUCAAAUCUCCCUGCAAUGUAAGCCUCAGCAAUCAAACUUGAAAUAGAGAUAUGAUCAUGAUACAAUAAUUGAACUGUACAUAUAUGUAAAUAAUAUUCUUUCACUUGUUUGGAAUUGUUUGUGAUGAAAUAUAUGUCAAAAACAAUAUUGGCAUAUUAUAGUGUAUAGAAUCAAUGUAUAUCGUGGGUUUAUGAACAUUGUGAGGUAAACAUUUUCAUUUUACUUUCAUGUUUUGGAAAGGCUAAACAUGUAAAAAUUCAUCCCUAAGUAAGAAUUGUUAGAGAAAAUAACCAUUCUUAAUCAGCAAGUGAUAGAUUUCUCUAAAAGCCUCAGAUCUGGCUGUGUUUAUCAUUAUUCAUACAUUCAAUUAAUGUCUUGUUUGUGUGUUUCAGGUUUAAAAGAAUACUAUUAAUGUUACUUAAUAAGAUAGAGUUAUUUUUAAUAUUUUUGCAUGUGUAUAUAGUAACAACACUGAUAUAAAUUUAUGUACCAAUUUUUCAUGAAUUAUCAUGAUUAGUUCUGAGCUCUUAAAUUAAUGUACCACAAUUUGUGUUCAAUGUAGAUUAAACUUACAAAGACCAAACAUAA
Messenger RNA from Pocillopora damicornis (cauliflower coral), 1758 nucleotides. RefSeq lists its product as uncharacterized. Lineage: Eukaryota; Metazoa; Cnidaria; Anthozoa; Scleractinia; Pocilloporidae. The record is from RefSeq and is a predicted model, not a curated record.